Sander lucioperca (pikeperch) is the source of this 1184-nucleotide messenger RNA. It is a transcript of the gene akip1, whose product is annotated as A kinase (PRKA) interacting protein 1. Bases 421 to 930 code for a protein of 169 amino acids. Gene Ontology annotation, biological process: regulation of non-canonical NF-kappaB signal transduction. Gene Ontology annotation, molecular function: carbohydrate binding. The record is from RefSeq and is a predicted model, not a curated record. The transcript has 5 exons. Gene Ontology annotation, cellular component: nucleoplasm. Lineage: Eukaryota; Metazoa; Chordata; Actinopteri; Perciformes; Percidae.
GGGGCGGGGUUUAACAUGCAGGAUUUCCUGUCCUGUCACUUGAAAACGGCAGCACAGUCGAGGCUGUCUGAGACCAUAACUUCGCAAGCUAAAUCAGGAGAAAUGUGAACACUACAUGCCGCGAACUGAAUGAAGCACUCUUCCUCUGCAGGCUUGUAUUUAUGCGUGUGUUUACUUGCUGACCCGCCCAGCUCUCCGUGCGUUGAACAGGUAAACGCGUAAAUAAUCUCUUUACCCGAGAUCUGUUGACAGCGCGUAGAACACUUCAAGUUGUGACGUAUCCAAUGGAACGUCGAAUUGUUUGACGUUUCGGUGUGUUAGGUCAUAGAUAUAUCUAUUGUGUUAGUUGAGACAGCGAAGCUAACUGUUGGCUGUUUAAAAGAGAAAGUAAAGGGCACCGGAGUUUGACUCGACCUGUUCAUGGCAAGCCAAGCAUGGCUGGAGUCUUCUCUGCGGCGCUCUGCCAGUCUGGGCCUGGAGGUGCUGGAGCGGGCCUCCAGGCGGAGUGUAGACUGGACAAGCACUGGAGCAUCCCAGAGCCCCACUACUACAGAUGAAGACUCACAAAUACCUGUCAAGGUGCCGAGAACGCACACAGAGCCUGAUGAUGUCUUUGCAACCAUCGCAGAGUUCAUGGCACAGACGACUCAUCAGUGCAAGAGGUUUUAUGAUUCUGGCUGUUGCACUGAGCCCACUGACACUGAGAGAAGCCACGUGUCCAGGUUCCACUCACGGCCAGCUGUUGGGAUGACAACACCUGCACAGUCAGCCAGGAAACAUGGUCGUGUGUCAGCAGCAAGUGAAGAUUUCGUGAUCGAGGUUUCACCGGGGACGUACGCUAUCACUGCCAGCAUGCCGGAGUUCGAGCAGCAGACUCAGCUGGUCAGCGUCAAAGCUGGAGAGAGUAUCAACCUCACCUUCAAUCUCUGACCCCUCACUCUUAACAUAAAUACCAAAACUGACCAAUGCUAAUGCUAUCUGUGUGUGUUUAUUGCCUGUUUUUACACAGCUGUUUACAUUGUUAUGCUAUCAAAAUGUUUUAUUUGCUGCACAUUGAGAAGCCAUAUUUUAUUGUAUUUUAUUAUGUGGACCAUGUUUCCUAGAACAUCAUGCUCUUUACUAUAUUUUUUUACUUGCACUAAUGCCGCAACAGUGUAUAAAAAUAAAUUAUUUUUUUGAAUCAA